AUGAGUCCGAAGGAUUCUCUACCCAGGAAAAAGUCCUGCAAUCAUUGCUACAGAUCGAAAGUGCGGUGUGACCUCAAGAGACCGUCUUGCACGAGGUGUCGCAAUCGAAGCCUGGAUUGCACCUACGUUGAUGCAGGGCUUGUCGACCACAUCGCUGUCCUUCAGCCUUCACCAACCACCACCGAUGGAGCCGGACUCUCGCCUCAACUUGCCGCAGAUCUGAUCAGCACCGACUCGCUGGAUUUCGAAAACAUCCAUCUGAUAUGCACAGUGGAUGAACACAAAAUCCGCGGCCGCUGGCUGGAGAGCCUCCUACCUUCCAUGGAUCAGAGGCCGAAGCCUUAUCAUGCGUCUACGAUGGCGUUCGUCACGCGCAUCUUCAAGUCAUAUCCUAAAAUGUUUCUGACCGACAAUCUUCCUCCUUUCAUUCACUGGUCUCAAAUUGCGUAUGGCAUUGCUGAGCCGUUAGCAGAUUGCGUGAAAAUAGCACGCAUGUGGGUGGGACAGACCCCUGAAAGCGCAGCCACGGUCCAAGAAAUCAUCGGACAGGAAAUGUCGCGGGUCUAUCUUCUCUACGCCAUCAUGCUCUUCUCCUCGGCCAAUGCUGCGAGCUUGGUAGAACAAGAUAUCAUGAUCAAACUCCAAGACUUAGCAGGUGACGUCGCAAGUAGAGGGACCCUUUGUCCUGCCGAGACAAAUGGCAGUCGACCCGACUGGGAAUCGUGGAUUGUCGCUUCCACGAAAAGAAGGACACUAUUCGCUACCUGUUUACUUGACAACCUGGUCAACUUCACCGUGGGCACUCCAUCUUUUGUUGCUGUAGAGCUUGCAGGCCUCCCAGCUCCGGCGAGCAAAACUCUCUGGAAUGCGCGCGAUCGUCGAUCGUGGAAUACAGCUUAUAACCAGCAGCUGGGCCUCUGGAGCGAUGGCGAGCUUCUCAUCAAUGAUCUCUGGCCAUAUCCUGGACCAGAUCCAGCACAGGUGCGACAGAGAAAGAUAGAUGAUUGGCUGGCAUCCGUGGACGAAUUUGGUAUGAUGGUAUAUGCCGUGACCUCUCAUACAUACAGUGAGACUUGA
Molecule: messenger RNA, 1077 nt
Organism: Fonsecaea pedrosoi CBS 271.37
Lineage: Eukaryota; Fungi; Ascomycota; Eurotiomycetes; Chaetothyriales; Herpotrichiellaceae
Exons: 2
Coding region: 1-1077 (358 amino acids)
Biological process (GO): regulation of DNA-templated transcription
Molecular function (GO): DNA-binding transcription factor activity, RNA polymerase II-specific; zinc ion binding
Source: RefSeq, a predicted model, not a curated record